Molecule: messenger RNA, 2537 nt
Organism: Anopheles darlingi
Lineage: Eukaryota; Metazoa; Arthropoda; Insecta; Diptera; Culicidae
Gene: tacc
Exons: 10
Coding region: 155-2215 (686 amino acids)
Biological process (GO): cell population proliferation; cerebral cortex development; mitotic spindle organization
Cellular component (GO): cytoplasm
Source: RefSeq, a predicted model, not a curated record
UCACAAAGAACAAAAAAAGAAGCUAGAUAUCGUGGAUCGUGGCCUUUUGGAUUUAAUUCGUUGUUUAAUUUCGUGUUUCAGUGCAGGAAUACAACAAUUCUACGCCCAAAUUGCUGGCACACUCAUUUUACACUUUCAGAAGACUAUCGGAAAAAUGAGUGAUGGAAUGAUGGAGGUUUCCUUCGAAAACCUGAAUGUUUCUGCAAUGAGCGUUGAUGAAGGGAGCAACAGUCACCUGAUGGAGAGCGAUAACAAUAACCGUCAACAAUCUAGCCUGCGUGAUUCCACCGACGGGGGUGUCUCUGGUCAGCAACGAACGGAGAACAUUAAUCUAUCUGAUCAAGAAAAUGGAAACAUUCGAUAUGUUACCGAAUUUCCCAAGAGAACUGAGGAUAUCGCUGAAGCUGUAGACGCUCCGCGUUUUCCUUUGGGCGACACAAACGAUCAAAACUUGUCUAAUUCAACUGUUAGCAGUUUGGAUCGUGUGAAACUGCACAUGUUCGAUUCGCCCAAGAAAGAUGCACAUACUUCUGGUAAAGAAAAUCAGGGCGUCGAUGCAUCGAUUGAAAUAUCAGAAUUUCCACUUCUAUCGAAUAGAGGGCUUGAUGAUAAGUUUCCUCUUGAACCGUCGAAGACUAUCAACAUUGGAAGCUGUCCGUUAGUAGAAGAGGAAAAAUUUACUUCAGGCAAUCAAUACAAUUUCUCCGCGAUCGACUUCGACUGUUUAUUAUCCAGAGGAUCUUCGCAGGACACCGCUACAAAAAGUGCAUCGGAUGCAUCUAUUGCUCUGCCGCGGAAUUCAGUGCUUAUAAACUUCGAUCCGCUGCUUAGGCGACAAACUAUUGUGAAAGCGGAUACAAUAGCUCCCAAUGACUUUGAACCAUCUGGCGACCGCUGUGUUAAUCUCUUAGGAUUUCCCACAAAACAGGAAAACUGUGAUUCACAGUCGAAAUCCGGCUAUCCUACACCAUCAGAAUCUGGGGUUUUCUCUAAACCAAACGAACCAGAUCUACAUCGGUGCAUCGCGAUUGAUGAGUCAGGCGAGUCACCAGUCACAAAUUAUUCGGAACGCGAAGGAUUUCCAACACAAGAGAAAGAGGAGAAGCUACUACCGCUACAAUUGUUGGAUGAAUUGUUGUUUAAAUCUGCUAGUGGUGUUGAAGAACAAGGGACAAACGAAACUCCUUUUAUAAACUCCAACGAAAUUUCCGUAUUUUCUACGUUGCCAGAGCAAGUAAAUGAACAUCGCUUGUCGCCUACUAUUGACACGUUGAAUCAAGACAUUCUUGCAGAGACGCACCAGAAUCAGGGCGAAGAACCUCUGCAAAAUGUUGAUAACUUGAAUCGCAAUAACAAUACAAACGUAUUGGAGUUACUUAAACUUGACGUAUUAACUGAUUCAGAAGAGGCAUCGUGCGAAUUGGAGAAACAGGCAGAUUUUUCAAAUUAUACUACUAAUCCUAAGGAGGACAAUGAAUUAAUGCAAAUGAACAAUAUGCUCGAUAUCUCCAUACCAGAAAAACAACACAAUUUUCUUAAUAAUAUGAGUGACGACCACACUGCGCACCAAGACCAAGACGCUAGCAAUGAAGUUGAGAAGAAAUGUAAAACUGAUGAAAAUAACUUUUCAGAUAUGGAGAAAAAAAUGCAAGCCGUGGACCUGAGGGAAGAGAGUAUGCUUAAAAGAAUUACAGAAAAAGAUAAGACGAUCUGUAAAAUGAGUAACGUCGUUGAAGCCUACGAACGUACAAUAGCAGAACUGAUAUCGGAGAAAGAAACUCUCAUUCGAACUCAUGAACUAGAAUGUGAAAGUCUUAAGCAAGACAAUGAGAUAAAUGCUCAACAUCUGGAGUCUCUGGAAAAGACAUUUUCCAAUUUGUAUGCAAAAUAUGAACGUAUGAAGAAAAACGCCGUAGAGUACAAAGAACGCGAAGAAAACCUUAUGAAUAAAGUAUUGAAGUUAGAAGAGUGUCUAAGAGUCCAAGAGCAACGAUAUGAGAAGAUGAAAAGCCAUGCCAUAAGCCAACUAGAAAUGGCCAACACCAAAAUAGACGAGGCAAACCGCAACCAUUCCCAAGAGUCGGCCAAAUUGAAGGCGCAAAUUAAAAAGGAGGAAUUGUAUCGAAUUUCGAUCAACGAGCAGCUAAUUCAAAAAUCGAAAGAAAACGAAGAGCUAGUUAAAAUAUGCGACGAGUUGAUCAGUGAUACAAACUAAACAAUUGUUUUCUUUUUUUAUUAUUGAUGGAUUGUUGUGUAGAACAGAAUGAUUCUGAGUUUCUCUUGGCAGAUCGUCGGAAUAUAGUUUUUUUUUCGUUCUCUUAGCUAUACUGCAAACUUAUUCAGUCCAGUACAGUACAUCUACAAACUGACGCCUCUGCUUAUACAUAAUAAUUUUGGUUCAAUAGAUAUUUUCUGCUAUUUUGCGAAGAACUAUCGAAGGAGCAAACAUGCCGCAUGGUUCUUUAUUGCUAGUUUAUAGUGUACUAAACAUGGUUUGAUAAUGCAUAAUAAUAAACUGAUAACUGCUUAAUAAUACA